GUUGGACGAGAAGAUGAAGCGGAGCCCUAGGCUGCCACCUUUUGUUGCUGCUGCCGUCGCCGCCGCCGACUUCGCCGUCUCUAUUGUCGCCGCAGGCUGCCACCUCCUCUCUUCCGCUAUCGCAGGCCACGCUACCUUGGUCCGACCGAGUUUCUAAAGGUUUAUCAUCGAGGGACAAAGGAAUUCAAGGAACACAAACGUACCGCAGCGCAAGCCCCCAGGAAUUCCAAACCCUCGAUUGGCCUUCGCACAGCACCACGGGCCGCUAAGCCUCGCGCGGCCAUGAUGGAGAAGAAAAAUAAGGCAGCGAAGGCCAAUAAGAAGCGGCGAAACGUCGCCCUCUCCAAAUCCCUAGCCCCCAACAACAGAAAGAUCAUGAAGAUAAACAAUAAGAAGGAGCAGCGGAGGAGACACGGGCCUCGCAUCCCCACAGCCCUUCACAAGGAUCUCAAACGUCUGAAUCCCGAACGUAGCCACGACGAAUCAGAUUGGGAAAGUGAGGAGAUGAUGGAGGAAAAUGCAUAUGAGUACGAGGAGGCAGUCGCUGAAGAGGAGGCACGGAAAAACCGUCGCUUCGAUUCUGUGGAGAACUACGAGUACGAGCUCCCGGAAGAUUUCGAGGAUGAGGACGUGCCUUCAGAUGAUGAAAUGGAUGAUGAAAUACCUUCGGAGGAUGGCCAAGAUGGUGACAAACAUCUGAGGAUGCUCGAAGGUAUUACUGGCUUACCAAGCCAGGCCUUUGAAGGCAAGGAAAGAAAGAAGUUUAUUUUAUCAGAUUUUCAAGGGGAUUCGGUUGAUGGGCGGAUCAAUAUUCAUGAUCUUUUGGAUCCUCUCCAUGGGAAGCCUGGGUAUAGCAAACUUAGGAAGAGAUUGCACCAACUAGAGAGGAAGCCACUGGCUGUUCAGGCUCCAUUGCCAAAGGUGGAGAGGGAGAAGUUGGAGAGGAAGAUCGCAUAUGAGCGUGCAAAAAAGGACGUAACCAAGUGGGAGCCACUGGUUAAGAGGAACAGAGAGGCACCUACCCUGUAUUUCGAUGAAGAUGUGAACCUGGGCUAUUCAACUGUAGGAGCAAUUGCUUCUGAAUUUACACCAAGAACGGAGUUUGAGAAAAAGAUGUCUUUGUUAGUUCAUAACCCAGAGGUUGUUGAAGCUCAUAAUAAAGAUGGUGCAAGACUCCUGGAGCUCAACAAGAUUUCUGUUGAGGAUGUGAGGGAUCACCAGAAUCGUCUUGCAAAAAUGCGAAGUCUUCUUUUCCGUCAUGAGGUGAAGUCAAAGCAUAUUAAGAAGAUCAAAUCCAAGACAUAUCACCGUAUUCUUAAAAAAGAGAGAUUGAAAGAAGUUUCUGCUGAUGUGGAAAUGGAUCCUGAGACCAUGAAAGAUAAUGCUAGGAAGCAGGAAUUUAAACGGGCAGAGGAAAGAAUGACACUGAAACACAAAAACCGUUCAAAAUGGGCAAAGCGAAUCUUAAAGCGUGGAUUAACAGUUCAAGAUGAAGGAACUCGAGCUGCCAUAACAGAACAACUUAACCAACAUGCACUUCUGACUAGAAAAAUGAAUUCAUUGAAAGACACUAGCAGUAGUGAUGAAUUUAGUGAUGACAAUGAUGAUGCUGAUGAAGAAUUUUCACCUGGAACAGAAAGGGAAGACACUUUCAGGCUUCUAAAUAAAGCAAAAGAAAAUACACUCAAGGCCAUUGAGGAUGAAGAUGAGCUACCUAAGUCAGGAGUCUUUGCAUUGCCUUUCAUGGAACGUGGCUUGAAGAAGCGACAGGAGGCAGCAGAGGAAGAAGCUCGAAUUGCUCUUCAUGAAUAUGAUGCAUCAUUGAGACAACUUGAAAAUGAGAAUGAUGUAGAAAGUCCAAAAUCAACUAAAGUAAGUGGUAGGAAAGUCUUUGGGCCUCCUAUAAACAAAACUCAAGAAUCCAGCAGUAGGAAGGAAUCAUAUAAUGCAGACAAGAGUAGUGACAGUGAAGAUGAUUUUGAGGCUGUCGAUUGUGUGGAUGUUGGACAUGAAGUUAAAAAUCAUUCACAGGAGCUCCAUCUCGUAGCUGCUUUGCAUGAUGAUCCAGAAAAGACGCAUGACUCAAUAUUCAAGAGUUUUGAUGACAUCAUGAAACACCCUGGUACAAAGACAACAUAUGAAGUUGCAAUCUUUGCUUCAGAUUCCUGGAAAAAGAUGAAAGGUGAAAAUGUGGGAGAUGACAGUACCACUAGAGAUGAAGUAGUUCAAAAUCCUCAGGAACCUAAUUCCAACAGUAUUGAUCAAGAUAAUGAUGAUGAUGAUUCCGAGGAAGAGAUGGUCGACGGAUUUUUGCCUUCCAGCCUAAAGUACGAUUACAAACUUCCAUCACAAACUGACCUUAUACAUCGUGCCUUUGCUGGUGAUGAUGUGGAGGCAGAAUUUGAGAUGCAUAAAUUGGACAUUCUUAAUGAAGAGAACCCUGAACCAGAAAAACCAGUUUUACUUCCUGGAUGGGGCCAAUGGACAGACAUACAGCAGAAGAAAGGCAUGCCUUCUUGGAUGCUAAAAGAACAUGAAAAUGCCAAGAGGAAGAGGGAUGAUGCCCUUAAAAAGAGGAAAGAUGCCAAUCUCAAACAUGUAAUAAUUUCGGAGAAAGUUGAUAAGAAGGCUGAGAAACUACUUACAAAGACUUUGCCUUUCCCUUACACAUCUAAGGAAGUUUAUGAGCAGAGCAUCCGGAUGCCAAUUGGACCCGAGUACAAUCCAGCAAUUACUGCUGGAGCACUUAAUCGACCUGUGGUUGUCAAGAAGGCUGGGGUUAUCAUAAAACCAAUUCAGUAUGAGGAGGUGGAUCCCCAUGAGAAACCGGAGCAACCCAAGCGCAUCGUACAGAAGCCAAACGCUAGACCAAAGGCGAAGAAAGCAAAAUCUGCAGGAGGCAGACCUACGAAAAAGACAUCGAUGGGCAAAAGUAGUUGAGCUUUCAUCUUUGCUCCAGACAUUACACAUUGAAAACCAUGCAAGGAGAACGAGUAAGCUACUCAUAUUUGCCAACCAAGGAUGUCUCUAUGCUCCACCGGUUGGCUGAUGGUUUUGACGUAAAAGACUACACAUUGGUGAAAACUGCUCUAAUGUAUUCUUUUUUGCUUCAUUUCUAAGAUACUAUUUGGCUCGAGGAUAUCCUAAAGCAGUCGGUGUAGCAAAUUCUUCCUGUGUGUAUGGAUGAUGACUGGAAAGGAUCAUGACCUACCUCUGUAUACUUUUACCAAUAGGUGGCUUCCCAACCCCAUUUGUCAGCAUCCUAACUGGUUGAAGUGUAACAUACGAGUUAUUGUUGCCAUCCCAAACAAAUCAUCGGCAUUACUGGCAUGGAA
Molecule: messenger RNA, 3335 nt
Organism: Musa acuminata subsp. malaccensis (wild Malaysian banana)
Lineage: Eukaryota; Viridiplantae; Streptophyta; Magnoliopsida; Zingiberales; Musaceae
Biological process (GO): rRNA processing
Cellular component (GO): nucleolus; small-subunit processome
Source: RefSeq, a predicted model, not a curated record